AGUCACGAGAGGGAGUUUGGGUUUGGUAUCGCGCUUUAACGCCAACCCGUUUAUUUUUUCUAUAAACGCGCUUUUUUUCUCCCCUCUUUCAUAAAUAUGGACGUCGAGAUUUUUAGGUUAAAUAAACAAACCAGCAAGGGAAAACUUGUUGAAUUUCUGAACGAAAGUUCUUCCCAAGAAAUUGCUGCGCUUGUUAAAGAAAAGUUGGACGAUUACAAUUGUUCAAAUGACGUGGAUACAGUGCUCUUACUUCGUUCUAUUCUCAUUGGUUCGCCUAUCGAGGGUGGAUAUAUCGAGCGUAGGUUUAUGGUUGUCAAAUCUGUAAUUGCAUGGUUGAGCAACGAGGAACGAGAAAAAUUAGAGAAAUCUAAGCAAGCAUCCAGUGUGGUCAAUUUAAUUUUACCCGAAAUUGAUCUUUUACCCAGAAACAUGUUGAAGGAAGCAGCAAUGGAUAUUACCGAAAUCAUGAAUGAAAAUAAACCUGUUCAGCUUCGUAUACUAGACCUAUUUUCAAAGAUCUGGAACGUCUUAUCUGCCACAGAUGAAUUAAAUGAUUUGAGCGAUAUCUUUCAAAGCUUGUUGGAAGCCGAAUGGAAUCAUCAAUUAAUUGUCGGUAUAUCUUCUGCUUUAAAUGAAAUGGAAUUGACGUCGCCUCAAUUGGAAAUUAUUGUAAAGCAUAUGACAAGAAAAUUGACAGAGAUGGAAAUGGAAGGAGUGCCGCCUUAUAUUUAUCAGCUUUUGCUUUUAUCCAGAAAGGGUCACAAACGUCUUGUUUUGAGUGGUAUUUUAGAUUACUUUAACUCUACAUCAGCAGAUGAUGCCAGUCGUAUGGAAGGUACAGUAAUGUUGCACAUAACCUUCGCCAUCAAACAGGACAAGGAUUUGGGAGACGAACUCGUCAAACUGAUCAAAAACAACAAAUCAAGUCAACUCGAACUAUUCAACAUCGCUUGUUUAUUAUCCGCUGCCAGAAUCCACCGACUUCAAGACACCAUUUUCGAUCUUUUCAAGUCGUCCAUUGUGUCUAUUUAUAAGGAUAAGGAGAAGUCCGAUCGUUCCCUUUGGAUUUCAAAAUAUUCUCCCUUGGAUGCAGAAAUGUAUCGACAAGUGUUAUUGGAUGUGGUGGAGAAAUCUGCCUCUGGUUGGGAUCAGGUUGUACAAAGCUUGACGCAGUUAUCGUUGAUUUUGAUGGAUUCAUCAACCAAUAAUUUUGGUCAUGCGGGAACAACUACAAGUCGAAGCUAUGGCGUUAAAGGUGAUGGACCACACGAACAAGUCGCAAAUCUCGGCGUGGAUAUACUUUUGAGAUUGUUUAAAUACCACGAUGUUGUACGCGGGGAAAUUCUUGAACAAAUUACAUCACGUAUUGUAUCAAGAUCGGACAAUGCAAAAGAUUUCCUCAGGUUACUCGAAAACAUUAUUAGAGAAUAUCCAGACGCCGUCGAAAAUUAUCUCACCAACAUUAAGGAUACGUUAGAUUUCCUCUCGUUUUUACCUUUGGCGACCGCACAACAUUUACUGGCGGCAAUCCAACCUAUCGCAAAGACAAACGAGCAUUUCAGGGACGGAUUAAUUUUGGUUCUUCGUAAGAGUUUAUUUGCAAAGGAUACAGAUGGCCGUCAAAUGGCGGUGGGUGGAUUUUUAAAUAUUUUAAAUGAUCAACUUACAGAAAUUGCCAGCGGCGAAAAUGAUGGACAGGCCACUGCUACUUCUGAAGGUGUAGCCUUUGAAAUCUUGGGAUUAUUGAGAAGAUGUUUUAGUCAACAAUGCGAGAUUAGAACCAGUGCGUAUCAAGGGCUAGGAUCACUCAGCCAGCAAUACCCAUCAUUUGCAGGAGAUAUUUUCGAAUUACUUUACGCUCAGUUCGUUAAAAACUUUGAAAGAGAUCCCAGUAGCACAAACCCAAUCAAACUCGAAGUCUGUGUAGAAAAUGCAACUAAUGGAGGUUAUCCUAAAAUCUUGGAGCCGAUCCAUAUUCUUUUAGCCAAUACAUUAAAAGCAAUGAAUGCCAUCCAUGUCAAAAGUCUGCCUUCUGUGACACGGGACACUCUGUCGCUAUUCAAAGCCAAUAUGAAAUCCUUUGUCUUGAGACUGUCAAGAGCCACUUUGGAGGAUUUCGAACUCUUGAAUGCUAGCUCUGAUAUGGCUACCCAUAUCGGACUAAGAAAUACUCAGUACGCAUCUCUUUUGGUGGGAGCUUAUGAGGUAGCAAUGGAAUACGAGUAUACGGAUAAAGGAUUGACAAAGAAGUCCAGUGAAAUGAUUGGCAUACUAUAUAAAAAACGCAAAGCUCUUAUGGGACUCCUCACAGGCUCUACUAACGACAAGGGUAAAAAGAACUCCGGAUUUCAAGUUCGAUCCUGUGUUAGUUUAGACUUUAUUUCAACCUUGCUUUUGAACAUGUUUUCAAAAGAAGAGACAGAUACUCCUGCUCAUGAGUUACGAAAAGAUAUAGAUAUGGUGCAGUUCAUAGUUACCAGUACCUGCGAUAGUCUUAGAUCCUCCAUUGAUGAUGAAUAUUCUCAAGAAGAUGACAGUCAUUUCAAAUUAUGUGUCGAUAUCUGUCAAACGUACAUGCAUAUACUAACCAAAGAAGACUCGGAUAGUACAUACGCUAACCAAAACUCCACGAAAAAGGCACCUUCUGUACUUGUAUCUAUUGCAGCUUCGAUCCUUUCUAUCUUUGAAAUCGUGAACAACGUUUGGCCCAAGAAAUUUGUUGAAUUUUUAAAUCAGGUAUUGGAUACUUCAGAAGAAACCAGUCAACCUCACAACCCUAUCAAAAAAUCUAGAAACAGAGUGAUUGUGGAGGUCGUGCUUGAAUUAAAAGAAGUUGUAACAAGGUACUUGUCAGGACGCACACCUAUCUAUAAGGAAGUCUCGGGUAUUAUGCACAUCACGUCAUUCUUGAUCGACAGGCUGGAUAAGAAAAACGAAGAUUAUACAGCUAGAUCACUACAUGUGGUCAAAUGGCUCAAUAACUUAGCCAGAGAAAGACCAAUUGAAGAUUCAGUUCUUGCAAAAGACAUUAUGUCCCUGUUGAUCCGAUCUUGUGCAAGUGUAGGCGAACUAGAUCAUGUUCAAAGUAUCUGUGAAGAUAUACAUUUGUUUACAGGCGAUUUAGAAACGGGUGUAGCAAAUGAUAGCCAAAUAGAACCUGAUAUCACGUACCAAAUCAUCAAUCUCAAAACAUUCUCCACCAUCACUACCCAGAUAUUCGAAUUCCUGGACUCCUCACUGGAUGAUCUGACCUGGUGUACCGGUCGCUUAAAAUUGUGUGCGGCAGGACCUGAUGAGGAUACAAUAAGAAUAUUUGAAAAGGAGUACUGUAAACGACUUAUUUCACUCAUGAUUAUUCUAAGCGAGUUGGUAAAGGCUGUACUAACUGAUGUACAUGCAGAAAGCUUAUUUAAGACACUUGUCAAAGCUUACAGGACGUUGCAUACAUUUGUGAAAUAUAAAAUCGUCUAUCCUCAGGAUAUAUCACCUGAUUUCAUCAAUGUAAUUAGUAAAGCAGGUACUGAAAUUACCGAAAGAAUGUACAAGUUCUUGACUGUGUACGGACAAUCCCAACAACAGGAAAAUGUCAGUGUGAAAAAGAAGGGUAAAAAGAAGGAAGUCAAUUUGAAACAAAGAGCCAAAAUUCAAAGGGAAUCCAGAAUGAUUCCCAAUUUGAUUUUUGCAGUGGAACAAUUUGAACGUCAUUUGAUCCAAUUAAGCAGGAAAUCCAGGGUAGACUUUAUGCAGUACAUGAAACGUAGUACCUCUCGAGAUUUCAAGAUACAAAUGAGUCUCAUCAAUCAAGAGAGCUCGGAAGAAGAAGAAGAGGAUGAGAAAGCAAAGACAGAAGCUGUUUCCAAUGACAGCGAAACGGAGGAGAAUGAAGGUCCCUCUACAAAACGUGCACGAAGAGACUCAUAAAGAGUACUGAGAAAGAAGAAUACAAAA
This is a messenger RNA of Mucor mucedo, 3948 nucleotides long. RefSeq names its product FANCI solenoid 4-domain-containing protein. Gene Ontology annotation, biological process: DNA repair. The record is from RefSeq and is a predicted model, not a curated record. Gene Ontology annotation, molecular function: DNA polymerase binding. NCBI's taxonomy places the organism in Eukaryota, Fungi, Mucoromycota, Mucoromycetes, Mucorales, Mucoraceae. The transcript has 17 exons. The coding region runs from base 97 to 3921 and encodes 1274 amino acids.